CGCCAUUUUUCAAAUCAGUUUAGUUUUUGUUGUGUUUGCUACAACGAUCGAUUCUAGUAAGAAAAUGGCUUCAGAAUCGUUGAAGUACGAUUUUAGUAUGAAUAUUGAAAAAAAUAGGCGAGCAACAUUCGUGGACUGGCCUUUUGAUGAAGACGAUGGUAGCAAAUGUACUUCAGAUAAGAUGGCAGAGGCAGGAUUCUAUCACAGUCCUACAGAUCGUGACCCAGAUGUUGCACGUUGUUUUGUCUGCUUCAAAGAGCUGGAGGGCUGGGAACCAGAAGAUGAUCCAUGGCAAGAACACAAGAAGCAUUCACCUCGGUGUACUUUCCUUCUCACUAAAAACAAAAACUCUGAGGAUAUCACAAUUGAAGAGUUUCUGGACAUUGAAGUCAAACGGCAGGAGAACAGGGUUAACAAGAUUCUUCAAAAUAGCAUCAAAGAAUUYGAAGACAUUGCAAAAACAGUGAGAACUGAAAUGGAGAAACUAGURCACUGAAAUGAUAGCAAUUCACAACAAAUGUAAAUAGAGAAGAACAAACAAGAUCAGACCUUUUAUACAAUAUUCUUUUUUUAUUUUCCCCUAGCUAAAAAGUAGCUUGCAAAGGCUAAGUAGAGCUUAAACUAUCUGUGARACUUAGUACUAAAUUAUACUAAUUGUUUUGUUUUCUAUUGUUUGAUAAACAUAGUAGUUAUUAGCAACAUUUGUUUCAAGGUUUAUCAGAGUACAUCCACUCUAGCUAAAAUGUAAUAUACUUAAAGUAUUUGGAUUACUUCUUUUAGUUAAAAGUGCUAAAAAUUCAGUAGAUUGAAGUCAAAAAACCAGUGAAAUAUGUAUUACACCAAUACGUCCUUCAUACACUCUGAUUGCAUUAAUUGUUUUUUUACAGGCUUUGAUGACUUCACCUUAAAUAUUCCUGUACAUAUUAUUGAUAAUAAAAUUAAUAUUGUGUUUA
Molecule: messenger RNA, 953 nt
Organism: Exaiptasia diaphana
Lineage: Eukaryota; Metazoa; Cnidaria; Anthozoa; Actiniaria; Aiptasiidae
Product: baculoviral IAP repeat-containing protein 5
Exons: 4
Coding region: 65-496 (143 amino acids)
Source: RefSeq, a predicted model, not a curated record